CACGAGGAAAUGUUAGGAGUGUUUUUGCAUAACCUUUCCUAUUUGACAUUGGUUUGUUAUCCUCGCUGGACACCAUGAAUAAAUAUAUACUACCUGUAUCGGUGCUGGGGACUGUAGUUGGUUGUGGUGUUUUGUUAAAGGAUCACAUGACUGGUGGCGUCUGUCCUAGCAAAGAUAAAAUCCAAGGGAAGACUGUUGUCAUCACAGGGGCAAACACGGGGCUAGGCAAAGAGACUGCCCGAGAACUGGCGAAGAGAGGGGGCAGGAUUAUCAUGGGUUGCCGAAACAUGGAGAAGUGCGAGACUGCCGCCAGAGAGAUCCGCGGAGAGACUUUGAAUAAGCAUGUGUAUGCGCGCCACAUUGAUUUGGCCUCCAUCAAGUCCAUCCGUGAGUUUGCCAACAGAGUCAACCAGGAGGAGGAACGUGUGGAUAUACUGAUAAACAAUGCAGGAGUGAUGAGAUGUCCAGCCUGGAAGACAGAAGAUGGCUUUGAUAUGCAGUUUGGUGUGAACCAUUUGGGCCACUUCUUGCUGACAAACCGUCUGCUGGAGAAGCUGAAGAGCUCUGCCCCCAGUCGGGUCAUAAACCUGUCCUCGCUGGCUCACAUUGUGGGGGAGAUGGACUUUAAUGACCUUAACUGGGAGAGAAAGAAGUACGACACGAAGAAGGCUUACUGCCAAAGCAAGCUUGCCAAUGUGCUGUUCACUAGGGAACUGGCUAAGCGACUACAAGGCACCGGGGUGACGGUGAAUGCAUUGCACCCUGGGGUGGCGGCCACAGAGCUAGGGAGACACACCGGCAUGCAUCGGUCACAGUUCUCCAGCACAGUCCUUGGUCCCUUCUUCUACCUGCUGGUGAAGACGCCGCAGCAGGGGGCACAGCCCACUGUCUUCUUGGCAGUGGCUAAGGAGCUGGAGGAGGUCACUGGCAGGUAUUUUGACGUCCUUCAGGAGAAGGAGCCAGCGCCGCAGGCCCUGGACGACGAGGCUGCCCAGAGGCUCUGGGAGGCAAGCGCCAGCCUCGUGGGCUUGGAACAGAUGGAGCCCGCGCCACCUACCAACGGGACCACGGACCCACUCCCUCCCCAUCAGCACCAGGGCCCCAUGCCCAUCAUUGCUGUCCCACAGCAGGCAUGACUCCACAGAACCGGGUCAAGGGACAGAAAUGUCGCCGCCUGUCCAAAAUGUCCUUGAACACAAAGCGCAGUGUGACAGUGAUUUCUGGUCACUUUGAAAAGGCAAACUCUCUAUUAUUGUGAAGGAGGACACCGUUUUAUACCAAGCUGGAUACAAAUUUUAAAAAGGGAAGAGACGUAACAGUGUAUCAACCACAAGGAUAAAGUAUGAUUUCAUG
Molecule: messenger RNA, 1353 nt
Organism: Megalops cyprinoides (Indo-Pacific tarpon)
Lineage: Eukaryota; Metazoa; Chordata; Actinopteri; Elopiformes; Megalopidae
Product: retinol dehydrogenase 13-like
Exons: 7
Coding region: 75-1136 (353 amino acids)
Source: RefSeq, a predicted model, not a curated record